Corythoichthys intestinalis (scribbled pipefish) is the source of this 738-nucleotide messenger RNA. It is a transcript of the gene tmie, whose product is annotated as transmembrane inner ear. The transcript is spliced from 4 exons. The record is from RefSeq and is a predicted model, not a curated record. Gene Ontology annotation, biological process: sensory perception of sound; intracellular iron ion homeostasis; iron ion transport. Bases 32 to 631 code for a protein of 199 amino acids. Gene Ontology annotation, molecular function: ferric iron binding. NCBI's taxonomy places the organism in Eukaryota, Metazoa, Chordata, Actinopteri, Syngnathiformes, Syngnathidae.
GAAGGGCAGUGGGCACAGGGAGCAGAAGAGGAUGGUCGGGGAUGCAGUGGUCCUCCUGCUAUUGUCCCACUGCUUGUCCUGCAUCCUAUCACAGAUCCCGGACCCUGAGCUUUUACCCACGGACCCCCCAAAGAAGCCAGACCCCGUCACAUCAGAGACUGUUGUAUUUUGGGGGCUGCGCUUAUGGCAGGUCAUCGGCAUCUUUGCUGUGUUUGUUUUAGCAGUUGUGAUUACCCUGUGUUGCAUUUUCAAAUGUCGAAUCCCAAGGACCAAGAAGGAAAUUGAAGCGCGUCAUGCACAACGACAGGCUGCCAAGAAAUAUGCCAACACUUUGGAGACGGUGCCACCUCUUAAUGAGCUGACAGAGGUGCCGGGAUCAGCCAAAGCAGACGACAAGAAGGAGGAAGAGGAGGAGGCCGUGGCCACCAUCUCAGGGAAAGUGGACGGCAAUCGAGGCGAGAGGAAAAACAAGGAGGCGAGGAGAGAAGGCAGCAAAGGUGCCAAAGCUGACGAGAGGCCGCAGAAGAAGGCGGCGGCCAACAAGGAAGGAGGCGGCGAAGGAAAAGGGAGGAAAACGGCAGAUAAGGCUGACAGAGGAACCAAAGGAGGCGGCAAGAAAGCUCCCAAGUGAUGUCAUAGAAACUAUACACCGGUACCUUGAUUUACAAAUGUCCAACUCCAAACACUUGUAUCUCCCAAUAAAUUACCUCACUCUCUCUCCCUCAAAAAUCACCAGAA